Messenger RNA from Xyrichtys novacula (pearly razorfish), 10489 nucleotides. NCBI's taxonomy places the organism in Eukaryota, Metazoa, Chordata, Actinopteri, Labriformes, Labridae. The record is from the annotation of a GenBank genome assembly.
AUUGCCUGAACCUGCAUGAGUUUUCAGCUCCCUGCAAUAAGGUACCGAUUUAAACAUUAUCUCCCAUUCAUUUGGUGUAAAAAAAAAUAUCACUGCAAGGAUAGUGCCAGACAGACAAGGGCCAUUUAACUUGUACCAGACAAAGUUAAAUACACUCUCCAGUGUCCAUGAAAACAAGCGGUUAAGAGUGUGAUUAAACUAGGUCUGCGUAGCGCACAAGAUAGAUUUGUGAGAGUAAACAAUUCAAUAGAGGAAGAGAAAUCACUUUCCUCUGGUUUCAAUCUCGCACCAUCUAUAAAAAGGGUUAGGUGGUUUUUUUUUCUUUGGGAAACUGGCUGAAUUUAAAUUUUCUUUCUUUUUUUCUGAAUAUUUUAUGAGACAUCUUGCCUAUUCCAGAGGGAUACCACCAAACCAUAAAAUGGUCAGCUUUUUAAACAUUGUUGCAUAACUUUAAUUUCUUUCUCAACCUAGUUUGGAACAAUUUGGGAUAACUGGCUGUUGUUUUCAAGGGGACUACUGAACAGUUUUAGACUUUAUAUUGUCCGAGGCGGCCCAACCCAUAUCUCUGAGUAUCAACACAGUUCACCUCUUCCAGCCCGUGGGCCAUCUGAGGACACUUUCACUGUUUCUGAUAAAGUUCAUAAUGGAGCACAGAGAGCUUCCAUCUCCGAUGUUACGUUAUGAGAUUUAAAUCAUUAUGACAUGGAAAUAAAGUUGUCAAUUUAGUCAACGAUUGGCCACAUAUGCUGUUUAAAAAGCAGAUACCACACUUCCCAGCUUUUUGCACACUGAUUUUCAAGUCCUGAUACUUAUGACAAUGUGGUGCUGCUGUGCCAAAACAUUAGCUUACGUAGCUGCGAGUUUAACAAGAAGCUACACGUUCCGCAUUUUGGCUCAGGCAACUGACUGCUCACCAAAAAACAAACAAAAAAACAAAAAUAAAGCUAUGACAGUAUUCUCUCCACAUAAUGACUUUACUCUUUUAACAUAAUGACCUCACUAUGACCAUAUUCUUGUAACAACAGGACUUUGUCACAACUUUAUUCUCAUUAUUAUGGAAGAGGAUUAGGGCCACUGAAAAAAAAAAAAAAAUCAAAAAAAGGUUUGAUAUGAUUUAAAAAAAAAUUUAGUCCGAGAAAAAAAGUCAGAACUCUCACUGUAAUCUCAGAAUAAUGACCUCAAAGUCAGAAUUCAGAUUUUUUCCGCAGAAUUAUGACUUUAAACUUAGAAUUAUGACUUUAAUCUUAGAACAACAAUUAAAAAAACUUAUAUUGGACCUUUUUUCAGCUUCAAAUCUUUAAAUCUAAAAAUACCUUAAAUGUUGAUCAGAUACUCCAUAAUUCUUUACUUCACCAACUGAAAUAAAAACUAAAAACAUAUAAAAGUAAAAAAGUUAUAAACUUGUAGCUUUAUAUUGUCAUCUUGCUGACUUUUGACAGUCAAAUUCAUAAUUCACUGGGAACAUUUUGUGCAGACCUUGUAUAAAGAGGACAAUUUCUUCUGCUCCUUUGCCGACAUCUACCCCCUCCCACUGGUUUCAGGUAUUAAAAACUAUUAUAUAAUAAUCAUAAACCGUGUUCAUUAUGGUCAGGUUUGCUUUUGGACAUCAUAAAAAGACAUUAAUACAAAUUUCACUCUAUUUUGUAGAAGUCCGAAAACUCCCUAUGGGAGCUUUAAAUUGCAUAUAUCAUCAUUGUGUAAAAGAAAUAUAUUACAAAACACUCAUGAGAUCCAAUCUAACAUCAGGUUCUCAAGAAGCAGAAUACCAGGACUAAACCAGACCCUGACCUUCAAGCUUUUGACCAAUUUCAUCAUACUUCCUCACUGACAGAAGGAGGGAUUGUCUGGAACAAUAUUUUGUGUAUAAACACAGUCACUGACGUAUGCUGCUGUCAUAUAUUCUUCUUCUGCUGGUUAAAAAAAAACAACACAAAUUUGACUCAAAAUUAUGUACCUAAACACACACACACAAACACCUCCACAAUCUUGGGUGUCCCACCACACCAGUCGGGGACCAAAUGAGACAAGACCUAUCAUGUCUCUUCUCAGUGAGAGCAGACAUUGUUGACUCACUGUAGUCUAGAGGCGCUUAGCCUGGAACCCACCACAGCUAUGCACUGUCUGACCAGAGCCUCGGAGCAAGGGUGUGCAGACACACACACACGUCCAUGGAUGCAUGCAAACAUUACACAAACACAGUCAGAGACACAUGCGUACAGGUUCAUAGACACAUACAUGCCAGUCUCACUCUUUCUCCAGUCCUGUGGUUUUCUCUUUAAUCCACUCAUCAGUCACAACACAGUCGAGCAAACAUUCACUUUGCUCCAUCAAUAAAUAGCCCUGAAGAAACUGUGAACCCCUCCUGCUGGUUACUACACAGAUCUGUUCAUCUCACAGGAGGUGUUUGUUCUUUCGGCUUAGAUGGUGCACCUGUCUGACAGCUCAGCAAAUCUCUUCAUAAAGCCACUUUUGUUGAACAGCUCAGUUUUCUCUCACCACAAAUCCUCACACGUGUCCCGAGUGUGCCAUAUCCACUCCCGUGUGCCCACAGCUAUCAAACCCCAGCCUCAAGUUCCACUCCAAGGCCCGCUGGAUCUUACAUCGUAAUGAAUCACAUCACGUUCAGGUAUUUACUCGCACUCAAGCCUGGCUUAACCUGUUACAGAGCUUUUAAUAUAUUCAACUCCCACGUUACUUUUGGUUUCAAUUAAUCACAGCUUAUACUGCAGUCAAUAAACAGCUGUUCUUUAUGGGCGAAGUGUGCCAGUAUGACACCAAUAACCGCCAAUCCUGUGCUGGAGUAGAUCCACUCGUUUCCAGGUUUUCUGUCUAUAAACUUGGGUGAUAAUUUUGGGACACGGUUUUGAUUAGAAAUGUGAACCAAACCUACCCUAAAAGUGCAGCAGAAAUGUGUUUUUCUUCGACAAAGUUCCUGAGGUUACAAGAAACCCAAUAAAGCGCCCAAAACCGAGUGAUGUACAAGGUGAAGUAUGUAACAGAGAGCAGUGUUAAAAUGCCUGAAUGUGGUCACGCCUCUGUGUUUAACACAAGUUUCAAGUCUUCGUUAAUCUAUUCAGCAGCAACUUACCAGUUUAACUCACUGACUCUGAUUUCAAAGUGUUGUUUUCAGCAGUCAAAGAAAACCCGAAACAACUAGCAGGUUAAUGUAUUAAGUUACAAAAAAACAGGGGCUGGUAACAACCCACAGACAAAGAUAAUGACAUUUGGACUUUAAUCAAUCAGGUUCCCGGGGACAUGACUUCCAAAUAGCAGAUAAUGUUUGACUGUAUCUGGUUUAUCUGGCCAAACUAUCAUGAUAAAUUGACAAAUUAAAGAUUUAGGCCUGGUUGCACAAUGGAAGUAAUGAAUGGGUUGGAUCUCAAACUACAUAUUUCAAAACUCAACUUGAUACGCCAGGGAAUCAGACUGCAAAUAUAAACAGGAAACUCGAGGAACUUCCAAAAUGACCAAAAAUAAGUGAACAACACGCCCAACACAAGGAAACAUACACAGAUGGUAAUACUUAAGUACAAAACAAGGCAAACAAACAACAAAAUGCUUGUAAGAGAGUAUGCCUUAUCAACUUUACAUGUAAUUAUAUGACAGUUUUGCAGUAAAUCAUAAAAAAAUUGUAUUUUUGUGGGUUUUAAAGAAAAGACAAAUAAGAAUAAGAAGCCUCUGUUUUUACCUCAUGUGAAGAGUGAAUUGUCUGUGUCUUGAAUUAGUAGACAAACACUUUUACAGUUUAUUGCGACAAUGUUCUUGCAGGAAAGUUUUUUUUUUUUUUUAAUAAGGGAUCAACUGGGGUGAUAAUUUGCCUUAAAUGUACCAAUUUCCAUGAAAAAAAAAGAAAACAAACUUUUUCUUGAGUUCCCCAAACCACAACGACAUUUGAGGACACCAAAGCUUUUAAGGCCCUCGGGCGUUCAGGGCUGCCGUUGCUUCACUGAGUACUCCCUCACACCUGUGACCUAUAUGCGUACACUUACUGAGGACAAAGACAACCUAAACCUACAGAUGUGCAGCUGCACAUGCACAGCCACCCAUAUUCAGACAGACAGACAGAUAGGGAAACACAUAACCGGUGUCUCACCACAAACACACACAUACAAGCCGGCACACCCCGCCAUUCACUGUCCUGGCCUUGUUUACCCAUGACCAUCACAGCUCUGCAGCCGUCAACCCCAUCAUUCCACGGAUUCUUCUGUCCCACCACUAUUUUAUGAGCUUUACUCAAACACUUGUGUUUUUCUUGCUGCUCUGUAAAACAGAAGCUGUACACGCGUAAACAAAUGAUGACUAAUGAAACUAGAGUGAAUGGUUGUGAUUUGUGAUGGCGAAAUUUAGCGAAAACAGAUCCAAUAGUUUAAUACUUCACUUUAACGCUGACAAUUCCCUUUUAUUCUUAUUCUUAUUUUCACAAUUUUACAGCUAAAAUCCAGUUGUCUUUCAUACUGUGUUGUUUGGUGUGUGUAAGGAGCUGCACUGACAAAGAUCUUGUGAAAUCUAGGAGGUACUGGAGUAGAAGACGGCCAGCACGACUCUCCUCCUUUUGGUCUGUGCAACACUGCCAUCUGUAGACCAACGAGAAGUAUUUGUUUGAUCCACACAUCUUCUCAACUCUUUGCUUUAUUGCCUUUUUGUCAGUUUUGCUCUUACAUAACAAACUUAUACAAAUGGCCACUUGUGAUUUGUUUGACACAAAAAACAGAGUGUCUAGCCAAAAGGUAAUUUUCAGUAUUUACUUUAUUCUUUUUUAAAUAGUUGGUUUCCUCCCACAAACCCAAAAAAUGUAGGUCAGGUGAACUAUGUGAACUCUAAAUUGCCUGCUAAGUGUGGGUUUGUUUGUAUUGUGUCAGGGAAAAGUGAUAGACUUGUGACCUGUCCAGAAUGCAGAUCCUGUGACUCUGCACGGCAAUAAGAAGCUGUGAAGACCAGAUGGACGAUUAUGUGUAGAUCCAAAAUUGUGCUUUGCUUAGCAUGAGUAUGAUAUAAAAUGUUUAAAACAUUUUGAGCUGCAGAAACUUAAGUUAUACAUAUUUACCUCCACUGUUUAGUCUGCUACAGUUUGCAUCGCCAAUGCAUGGACCCCUGAACAAAUAAAGCCCAUUUGGAGGAUGCAGAAACAGUUCACUUUCAGCGACUUACAGUGCAAUUUACCUUGUGAAUACAGUGCUUCUUAAAAAGAAAAUGAAAUAAUCGACAACAUAGAUACUGCACACUGGGGAAUCUGGGCUAACUUUAUUUAUUUUUGCACUGCUCAGUCCACAGAAACAUUUUGAAAGCCUCAAUGUCAACUUGUAGUCCAAGGAAAGAGAACCUGCUAGUAGGGGAGAGAUGGGGUAAGAUGAGCCAUUUUUCAUAUUUCAGAUCACUACAUUAAGGCGAUCAUAGUUUUGUCUCUAACUAGUGUAUCUGCAUGUAUUUCAAGAUGUUGUUCAUCCCUGCAAACCAACAGAAUGAGUGUAAACAUAACUGUCUUGAUAAUAUAGCAUGACAAAAAAACAAGUGAUCUGCUAUGGUCAACUUACCCUGCGAAUGGGGUAAGUAGACCAUAAGAGCGGGGUAAGUUGAGCCGUAUCCCCUCUACCCCUUCCACUCUCCACCUCAGCCCUCCCUCACUUUCUCUCGCUCUAAAUAACAGUCACCUCUCGUUGAUUCAGAACAUUCUCAGCUGUAUUUUUGAAAAGAAAAAAUAAAACAUUUCAACAAUCUGAACUGAAACUCUGAGUCUCUCAUCAGACUCCUUUUCUUUCUCAGUUAAACCACUGGCUCAACUUAUCCCAGAACUACGAUUAUAACUUUAUUAGUCCUCAAAGCUAAAAUGGUGGACUUUUAUGUUUUUGACCUCAUGUUGUAGCUCAUUGAUACCACAAUUGAUGUAUAAAACAAAUUUAGAAUGAUCUUUUUGGUCUGAACACAAUUCUAAUAAAACUUAUGACAGACUAAAUUCACUUUCAAGACUGAAAAAUGUUUUUUGUAGAUAAAUGUCUAACCCCUUCACCCAUGUGCUUUUAACCUUCACAGACUCCAUGAAUUGAUGCCCAUCUCCUAAAUAUUUGGUCACACGAUCAAUUUCUUUUACCAUUUCUAAGCAACAGGGGGUUGCUCAACUUAACCUUUGGCUCAAUUUAUCCCACUCUCCCCUACUGUUUAAAUAGUUGAUUAAAGUCUAGGCUGUUUUAUAAUAUCACUUUUCACAGUAAGUGCCAUAAUUUCGACAUCAGGACUUUACUUUUGACAUAGGUGGAAAACAAGUGGAAUGUUUCGUAUUUUACAAGCGGGUCUGGCUGUGACAAGAUGUCAGUGCAGCUGGAAGUGACAGGGAGGCAAUAUUUUUAGGUAGGGGAAGGUUCCGCCUCCUUCGCCUCUGAUUGGCUGUGGAACGUCAUCAGUCGCUCAAACCGAGCGCGGGCUGUCGGCUCUAUACAUCGAACAGAACAUUAUCGCACUUCUGAAUCUCCUAACCCUAAUCCCUAUCCUAACCCUGAUCCUAACCUGACAGACGAUGAGGUUUCACAGCCAUAAGGCGCCAAUCAGAAGCGAAGGACGGCGGGACCUUACCCUACCAUCCUACGAAAAAAUCCUACUGACGAGUUGACGUUCUUGUACAAGCAGCGUGAUUGCGUCAUAAGACUGCGCCACGUCCACCCUCUACAACAACUUUCAAUGACAGUUUACACAAGAUAGCUCACUAAAUAUCCACCACAGGUAGUCAUAACUUUGACUGACUACCGCGCAAAUGGCCACACACACAGCUUUGUGCAGGGGGUCUAAUUUUGUCGUCCCAAUGAUGAUCCGCCAGUGUUUGAAAUGCAGAGGUAAGCAGAAACAAGUCUGUAUUUGACCAAAGCAGAGAGGCUAAUAACAGCAGCAACAUGCUAAAAACACACAUUUAUGUAGCGGAGUGUCGUUUUCUGUUGCUAUUGUGCCAUUGAUAAUAAGAAUAAUCUCUGUUUUACUGCCUGUCCUGCUUUUAUUUUUGCAUGACAACAAAAAACACACACACAAAAAAACAUCUUACAGGACAUUGUGUUUCAUAAGUGUUCGCUGCCAACUCAGUGUUACGAAACUCCUCUACUUUUUGUUGCGUUUUAAACAAAUAUGUAAGAGUUUAUCACAAACUAUGCUUUGGAGGACUUUUAAAGUUUGUUUUCUCUAAAUUGUGUUUUUUUUUUUUCUGUGUUGUUACCUUGCAGUGCCCGUGCAGCUGAACUCACGCGCUUACAGUGUGAUCCCGCCCCCGCGCGACAGCGAGGAGAAGGAGAUGUUGCACCGGAUCCUGCGGGUGGACCAUGCGGGUGAAUACGGGGCCAACCGGAUCUACGCCGGCCAGAUGGCAGUGUUGGGUCGGUCAAGGACUGGACCGCUCAUCCAGGUAGAAGAGGAGUUAGAGUGAUACGUUCAGGUGCAGCUCAGUAAAUAAGAAUAUCAGGAAGAGACCUGUGACAGUCCUCUCAGGACUGCAGGUAUCUCUGAUGAUUGAGUUAUAUUGUUGACCACUCUACUUUCUACUCUUGAAUAUAUGGUAGCCGAGAACUUCCACUGCUGCAAAUAAAAAAAGAAUGCAAAAAAAAACAAACAAAAAAAAAAAGUUACAAUGGAAGUUACCGGUGCAAAAAAAUACACCAAGGCCCGCUGCAAAUAAAAAAAGAAACUGUGCAGAUAAAGAAAAAAGCCACAAUGGAAGUUAACGGAAAAAAUAAUGGUGAUGGAAAAAGGAAAGGGACUUACUGCGAAAAUAAAAGGGUACAACUGAAAAAAGCCACAAUGGAAGUAAGCCGCCAGUGUUUUUUUUGACUCAGUGUUUGUUUUUUACAGGAAAUGUGGGAUCAGGAAAAGAAACACCUCGAGAAGUUCAAUGAAAUUUUGGCUGAGAACAGAGUUCGCCCCACUGCGCUGUUACCCCUCUGGAAUAUUGCUGGCUUUGUGUUAGGUUGGUACAUGCAAAAACUAAUUGCUGCAGAUUUUGACUUCAUUCAUCCAUAUGUAGCUUAAUUUGGUUUAAGUUAGUGUCCCAUUUGAGUGUGUGCAAAAGUAACAGUCAUGCUUAAUGUUGGUAUUGAGAAAGAAAGUUACAUGUUGCUGCUGAAAGUGUCCCUUUCUCUGCAAAGGAUUUUGAAAAACAAGUAAAGACGGAGCUGUGCAUUUUUUUCUAUAUCUAAAAAGUAUAUCCACUCUAGGUGCAUCCAGUGCACUGCUGGGAAAAGAGGGGGCUAUGGCCUGCACUGUGGCAGUAGAGGAGAGUAUUUCAGAACAUUACAACAGCCAAAUAAGAGCUUUAAUGGAGAAGGACCCUGAGAGAUACACCGAACUGUUACAAGUAAGUUUUUACUGCUUGUAGCAUACAAUAUCACAAAAAAACAACACUACUCUGAGCAAAAUGUGACAAUAAAUAUUAAAUGAUAUACAAAGGGCAAAUGCUAGUAAGAAAACAUAUGGAUGAGAGGGAGAGGAUCUGAAUUAAGCAUUCAUAUUAGUACUUACAAGUGUCCUCUGAUCUGUCAGUAUGGUUGUUAUUACCAGAUGUAGGACUUCACUUAACUGUGUAGCUGCUUUCUUUGGGAUUAUGCACUUUUACAGGUUACAGUUUAUGUCUGUUAAGGUUUUGACAUAAUGCCUGAUUUUGGAAACAUUACCAUUAAUGACUAACUUCACACCCAUUGUUUUUUAAGAGGGGGCUAAGAGGGCAAGGUAUGAAUAAAAUAUACCCCUAAUAAAACCAGCUUUUAGUACAGAAGGGUAGAUCUCAUCCAAAAAAUGGUGAAUCCCAGGGCGUAUUUGUAGUUUAGUGUGUUUAAAAAUGAUGGCUUAUGGAUUUCUAUGUGUUCACUUCAUCUCAUAAAUGGUGCUGGUAUAUGUUUCAUCAGGUUAUAAAGGAAUUCAGGGAUGAUGAGAUGGAACAUCACGACACAGGACUAGAACAUGACGCUGAAUCAGUAAGUCUAUUUCAUGACAUGGAUCUGAAUUUUGGUUGUUUUAUAAUCAUCAUGCUUGUAUUUCAUGUUUCUUGUGUUUUCUUGAAACCUUCACCAAAGACUGUCACAUUAAUUAACUCCAUUCAAAUCACUGAAACAACUCUGAAUUUAUCUCUUUUUCCCUCUCUCUCUUUUUUAGGUACCUGGAUACUGGUUACUUAAAAGUGCAAUACAGCUUGGGUGCAAGGCUGCGAUCUAUGUUUCACAACGUAUUUAACAUUUGAUGGAGAAUUAAUUCAGAAAUCGCCCUGAUGUUUAUUUUGAUACAUGGACUCCUUUUUGUGUAAAUACAUUCAUAUAAAUUUAAAUUUGAUUCCAAACUCUAUCUCUUUGUAAACUAAGCUUUGUGCUCAUCCACACUUGAUCAGUCUUUUGUAAUAUAAACAUUCUGUGCAGUGUUGCCAACCUAGCGACUUUUCAGACCCCUCUAGCGACUAAUUUUCAAAAAAAGAGCCUAGGGACAAAUCUAGCGACUUGUCGGGAGGGUUUGACUGAGAAAUUACGCAAAUUAGGCGAUGCCGUCAUCUAGCAACUUUACUUUCCGAGAAGUUGGCAACACUGCCUUCUACAUGAAGCUGCAUUGCUCUACUUUGAGUAGGGUUUCAUACAUGGGCUGUCACAGUAUGUGGAGGAAUAAAUCACAGAUCUGUUCUCUGCUGUCUCAUUUAACGCUUUAUUUGUGCCCUUUAGUCUUUCCUUGCAUGUUUAUCAAAGAGUAGCAUCAAAUAUAAGAGAUAACAUUUGUAUUGUUCACAGUAUUAAAGGGUAAACUUUGGUUUUAAGGGAUUACAACUAAAUACUCCUGUCAAGCAACGCUGGUGGAAAUAUUGAAAUACAAACAUCAUGUUUAUUUAUGUAACACAGUCUGUUUUCUUCAAGUAUUUUUUGGUUAUCUUGUAUCUGCCAGUACAAUAAUGGACAAAAACACUGAUAAAGGCUUUAGUUCUUCUCUCCAAAAACACGUAAUAAGGACACGGUGUAACAUGUACACUGCUUUUGAACCUUUCAACACACUAAACCGUUUCUCAUGUUCAAUAGAUCAAGCUGAAAAAUGACUUGUCAUCCUGGCCUAACUGUUAAGCGCCCUCAAACAGCUGUUCUGGGUACAUUAGGUCACUCAAAAGGAGGAAUUGACAGGAGGCUUGUCUAGGGGCCCCUAAUCUAUUAGCCCUUUCAGCAGCUAGAGCAAAGUGUUCAUUCCCACACUGGUCAAUAUCAGGUUAUCCUCACUGUACAAAGAGUCCUGUCUAAAGGCCAUUUCAACCGUGGUGGUGUUUUCUCAUGUACCAGGCACAAGAUGCAGUGGUCAUUUAUGACACCUGGAGACAGAUGUGUGAAAAAAUGAUGGAAAGCUGAAGUUUCAUUGCUGGGGUUCGGUCCUGUUAUUUCACGUCUGUGUGACAACUGUCUUUCAAAAACUAUUUGCUCAUUUGUUGUUGUGGAGUAUGAUUAAGAAAGAUGGAUAUACCCAAAAGAGGAAUAAAUCACAACUCAAUUUAGAGUUUCACUUA